Cutaneotrichosporon cavernicola is the source of this 2016-nucleotide messenger RNA. RefSeq lists its product as uncharacterized. Bases 1 to 2016 code for a protein of 671 amino acids. The record is from RefSeq and is a predicted model, not a curated record. Gene Ontology annotation, cellular component: nucleus. The transcript has a single exon. Gene Ontology annotation, biological process: rRNA processing. Lineage: Eukaryota; Fungi; Basidiomycota; Tremellomycetes; Trichosporonales; Trichosporonaceae.
AUGCCGAAAGCGACAAAGAGGAAGAAGGAGAAGGAGGCAGACUUCAAAAAGGCCAAACUCAAGCUCGGCAAGGGCAAGAAAGCCGCGUCGAACGCGACCGACACGAGCUUCAAGGCCCGAUCCAUCGCCCUCCCGUCCCAGAAGAGCCUAACGCGCGCUUUGGCACUUGCGACAGACGAUGCUCCGUCAUCCUCUACGCCGACGACCGGCGCUGGACUCGGACUCGACGACGUGCUCGUGCGGACGCGUCACCCAAAUUCGCAUGUGCGGAAUGAAGCCAUUGGGCAGCUGCGCCAAGUCCUCACUGCCGGCGUCUCCCUCGGCGUUCCAAUGGGAGAACGACACGGCGAAGUGGCAAAGGUCGUGAGCGGUAUCGGGUCCCUUAUUUCGGAUGAGGAACAGUCGGUCCGGAGGGCACUGCAUGACUUUGUGGGGUGGUAUCUCUCGCGCCUCCCACCUUUAGCCCUCAGCGCGUACCUCCCGACCCUCACACUCCAAAUCUCGUCGGGGUUGAGCCAUAUCUUCCCAGCCAUUCGACUGGAUACGUGUCGCCUCGUACUGCUUCUCUUGGAAAGCGGGGCGGAUAUCGUCGGACCAUGGCCUGCCAAGCCCCCCUCCACUAGCUCCCUCGUUGGGAGCGCGGGCGUGUUCGACGGACUACGCCUCGCCGCUGGACUGGGAGAGGACAAGGCCAGUGCGGGAUAUCGAUUGGAUGGAAAGGGCAAGCUCGUUAUUCUUCGCACUAUCCGGGGAUUCAUCCAUCGGGCCCUCGAACCUGCCGAGAAGAAGGGGGAGGAAAGCAGCUUCGGGACAUGGUCGCUCACCGACCUCGAGGCCGACGACUGGAGUUUGGGUAAUUACUCUUGGGCACUGGAAUGGAAGCAGCCAGCCCCAGCCGAGGAGGGAGACGGAGCUGCAGCCGAGCUCGAGAGCACGUACGCUGUUCUUCACUCUCUGCUUCUCAACACUUUCAUGGAGUCUGCGCCGGCUGCCUUUGCGUCACCGGCUGACGAGACUGCUCUCGCACUGUGUGCGGAGAGUACUGCGCUCGCACGUCUCUUUGCAGCUGCCCUUCUGGGUGAAUAUGCUCCAGCCGAUCCUGCGCCAACCCGCGCUCGCGUCGGCGAGUUCCUCAAGCGCAUGGCGGGAUACUUUCCCUUCUCAGGUUCGGAGACCCACUUCGCCCUGAGUCUCGACUAUGCGCGCCUCGCAACGCUGCUCGCUCCGGCGGCUCCUCCAUUGGUGCAGAAGAAGGGCGGAUGGCGUGCACGCGUACGUGCGGUGGAGGCAGCGUGGUCUGCCAUGAAGGGGGGUAACAAGGCCAAUGCUGCUGCACUCGCCGCUGCAGCCGAGUGGGCAGCCGAAGCCCUCGCGCCGACAGACGCGCUCGAUGCUCUCCAACCACAAUCCUAUGUCGCCCUCCUCCCGAUCGUGUGGGAACUUGUCCUCCGGCCCGAAGCGGACAUGCUCGAAGCCCUGUGUUCAGCAGCGCUCAAGCAGCCCGGCUCGGGAGCCAAGCGGCGCGCGACGGAUGCGCUACUCACGCGCGUUGUGCGGGUGCACGAGGACGCGUUUGCGCCGGAGCCGCUCUUCGUGCCUCUCGCGUCUCCUGCACGCGGACUUGUCGCUCAGUGGAUCGGCGCCACACCGCGUACCCUCUGGGAGCUUGGGACGCGGGAUGCACCCGCGACGCGCGCGCUUCUCCAGUUCCUCCUCGAGCUUAGUCCCGCACGGCGCGCGUUUGAGGCGCCCUAUUCCCUCGUUAGCGCUGAUGCUGUCGCGGGCAUCCCUGGCAAACUCGGGCCCUUCUUCCACCUACAACACGCAACGCGCGGGGCUGUCGCGGGCCCAUGGACCGCCCUGUCGGCACCAGAACAGCGACUUGCGCUUGACGCUGCGCGCGUCUGGGCGCAGGAGGACAGCAGCGGACGCCUGGCGGGGGCUGUGGUGCGGGCCGUGACGGGCCCAGGGGCGCCAGCGUGGGCACGUGCAUACUGGGAGCGGGAGAGUGUAUAA